Messenger RNA from Drosophila ficusphila, 1448 nucleotides. RefSeq names its product protein rhomboid. Gene Ontology annotation, cellular component: membrane. The record is from RefSeq and is a predicted model, not a curated record. Gene Ontology annotation, molecular function: serine-type endopeptidase activity. The transcript has 4 exons. NCBI's taxonomy places the organism in Eukaryota, Metazoa, Arthropoda, Insecta, Diptera, Drosophilidae. The coding region runs from base 316 to 1374 and encodes 352 amino acids.
CCGCGAGCGAGAAAACUGAAAUUUAGAAAACUGAGACUGCGACUCGAAACAAGCAGAAACUAAAUAUUCAAAUUGUCGUGUGUGUGGGUGCGAAAAUAUAUCAAAAAUAUCCAACAUAAAUUCAAGCUCCUGGAUUAAUGAGCACUAAAACUAAACUAAGUUUCAAAAAAAUUUGUGAACACAAAACCAAGUGAAAACUAAGCGAGCGAAUGGCCUAAACUAAAGACUUUUGGAUUACAAACAAAACCAACGCAUUUUGGAUUAUUGUCGCGACAGGCAGAAAAACCUAAGAAUUUCCUCUUCAACGGCGCCAGAAUGGAGAAUCCAACAGCACAGUGUGUAAACGAAACCAAGGUGGAAUUGGGCCAGGAGAAGGAGUCGCCGGAGGAGGAGAGUUCCACAGCCGCCAAGGAGACCAUCAUUGACAUUCCCGCCGCGUGCUCCUCCUCGAAUUCCUCGUCCUACGACACGGAUUGCAGUACGGCGAGUAGUACCUGCUGCACUCGCCAGGGCGAGCACAUCUACAUGCAGAGGGAUCCCGUCCCGGCCACGCCCCUUCCGGAGGCCGAGGAUCUGAGCCUGCUGAAGUACGUGCAUCGGCAGCACUGGCCCUGGUUCAUCCUAGUGAUCUCCAUCAUUGAGAUUGCCAUCUUUGCCUACGACCGCUACACAAUGCCCGCCCAGAACUUCGGGCUCCCUGUUCCGAUUCCCUCGGACUCGGUGCUGGUCUAUCGCCCGGACAGACGUCUCCAGGUGUGGCGCUUCUUCAGCUACAUGUUCCUGCACGCCAACUGGUUCCACCUGGGCUUCAACAUCGUCAUCCAGCUGUUCUUCGGCAUUCCCCUGGAGGUGAUGCACGGCACGGCCAGGAUCGGUGUGAUCUACAUGGCCGGCGUGUUCGCCGGUUCCCUGGGCACCAGUGUCGUCGACUCGGAGGUCUUCCUGGUGGGCGCCAGCGGUGGUGUCUACGCCCUGUUGGCCGCCCAUUUGGCCAACAUCACACUGAACUACGCGCACAUGAAGAGCGCCUCCACGCAGCUCGGAUCAGUGGUCAUCUUUGUCUCCUGCGAUCUGGGCUAUGCUCUGUACACCCAGUACUUCGACGGCGGAGCCUUCGCCAAGGGUCCCCAGGUGUCGUACAUUGCCCACCUGACGGGAGCCCUGGCUGGACUUACGAUCGGAUUCCUGGUGCUGAAGAACUUCGGACACCGGGAGUACGAGCAGAUGAUCUGGUGGCUGGCUCUGGGCGUCUACUGCGCCUUCACCGUCUUCGCCAUCGUGUUCAAUCUGAUCAACACGGUCACCGCCCAGCUGAUGGAGGAGCAGGGCGAGGUGAUCACCCAGCAUCUGCUGCACGAUCUUGGAGUUUCCUAAGUAUGAGGACUCAAGACUCAAGAUCCAGCUUUAGGAGAGAUCGAGAGACAGAGAGUUGGUGGAAAAGAAAAGUU